AGGACCGGCAGAGAGCGAGGAGGCUACUCAUGCAAGGUGUUGUUGUUGUGCCAGUGAGGAGCCAAUGACUUCGUGUUGACAGCAGAAGUGUUCAGGAUAAAGCAGGUCUUUUCAGCAAUCCUGCCGUUUGGCCUCACCGAGCAAAGGAGGACGCGGAUCAUCGAGGAAGAUGUUCUUUGUGGCGGGGACCAAAAGUAGACCAGGCUCGGGAGGAGGGAGCGAAAGGAGGUCAAUCUACCAGAAAUUCCGUGAGGUAGAUUUAUUGGACAAAAAGAAGACAGUGACGGCUCUGAAGCCCGGCGAAGACCGAGCCAUUCUCCUGGGGCUCGGGAUGAUCCUCUCUUCAGUCAUGAUGUACUUUGUCCUGGGCAUCACUAUCUUACGCUCCUAUGCAGACAGUGUGUGGACAGAGGAGGGUGUGUGUGUUGUACUCAACUCCACGGUCACAGCAGACAUGAACUGUUCCUACAACUGUGGGUCAGACUGCUGGAGAGUCUCCAAAUACCCGUGUCUGCAGGUCUACGUGAGCGUCAAUAACACGGGCCGCGUCAGCCGCUUAUCUCACAAUGAAGAGACCCAGGACACCAGCUCUGAAUGUUUCUAUGUGCCCCGGUGCCAGAAGGACAGCCUUGCCAUGCAUGUCAUGAUCAUGAACAUCUCUGAGCGUCUGAAGGCCAACCAGCAGGUCCCUUGUUACUAUGACCCCAGCGAGCAGCAGGAGGCGGUGCUGCUGACCCGCCUGUACGACCACAGCAUCGUCGUCCACUCGCUGCUGUGGCCCUCCUGCAUGCUCCUAGGAGGGGCCCUCAUCAUCGUCAUGGUGAAGCUCACGCAGUACCUCUCCAGGCUCAGCGAGGAAAUAGGGAAGAUCAAGAGGUGAAAUACGCGGAGCAGCUGUGAGAGCCGGGCGGCGCGUUGGGGGGCUUGGCGAUGGACGCGCGACAUGAAAGGGAUUGUUUGAGCCAAAAGUGACCUUGCAGUGACCUCUUGCAAACUUUCCUCUUCGGCUGAGACACGCGGAACAGCUGACUAUCACUCUGGAUCGAGGCUGGGGUGACUGGCGGAAAAUAUUGGACAAGUAGCUGGCUGUAAAUACCUGGAGGAGGACUAUGCCUGGAUUUUGCAUGGUGUUGAAGCCUUGUAAAACGUUUCAUGGGUACCUGUUUACAAGAGUUUGUGACACUUGUACGCCUAAAUAUUGUUUAUAAUGAGCACGUGUUUGCUACGUCACCUACACAUGACAGAAACCAACCUAUAUUUAAAUCUUCAAUGCUGUCCGUCCAGAAAUAUCGUCUGUGUUGUUGAGGAGGGCUACAGCUUUCCCUUUAUUUUGAGAAUCAUAUUUUCUGAAGCCACAUGUUCUUAUUUGAUAUCCACUAUCUCAGCGACCAAAUAAUACGUGCAAGUCUCUCAUGAUGUCCUGCACAACCUGACGUGAUUCUUUGCAUGUCAAGAUGAUGAUGAA
Molecule: messenger RNA, 1465 nt
Organism: Acanthopagrus latus (yellowfin seabream)
Lineage: Eukaryota; Metazoa; Chordata; Actinopteri; Spariformes; Sparidae
Gene: kcnmb2a
Product: potassium large conductance calcium-activated channel, subfamily M, beta member 2
Exons: 5
Coding region: 170-880 (236 amino acids)
Biological process (GO): potassium ion transport; detection of calcium ion
Cellular component (GO): membrane; voltage-gated potassium channel complex
Molecular function (GO): potassium channel regulator activity; calcium-activated potassium channel activity
Source: RefSeq, a predicted model, not a curated record